AUGCCACACAAGCUCGACAUCUUAGUCGUGGGCGCUGGGCUCUCUGGACUCGCCGCAGCGAUACAAUGUGCCUUGUCAGGACACUCGGUGACGGUAUUGGAGGGCGCAAGGGAGCUGGCUGAAAUAGGCGCAGGCCUCCAACUUACACCUAAUGCUACACGUCUCCUUCUGAACUGGUCUGUUUACGACACUAUCCGCGAUCGUGUCUGCGAGCCCAUCGCACUGACUGUCCACAACUAUCGCGGCAAGAUACUUGCGCACGAGGCAGAGUUCGAUGCGAACAUCCGCCGCAAGUACGAAGCGCCAUUCUCCGACUGCCAUCGCGUAGAUCUGCAGCAGGCCAUGGUCAAGCGAGCGCAAGAACUGGGCGUGAUCGUAGUACUGAACGCAAAAGUAACGAUUGUAGAUCAGGGGUUGUCUACCGGCGAUAGGGCGCGCGUGACGACCUCAGAGGGCCAGAACUACGACGCCGAUCUUAUAGUCGGAGCAGACGGGCUCUGGUCCUUUUGUCGAUCUGCUGUGCUAGGACGUAACGACCCCCCACUACCUACAGGAGAUUUAGCAUAUCGCAUCGUGCUCAAAAUAGAUCAGAUCAGCGAUCCGAAGCUGAGGGAAAUGGUGCGAUCACCCAUGUGUCGGUUCUGGGCGGGUCCAGACGCACACGUUGUAGCAUACAGCAUACGUGGCGGUGACAUGUAUAACUUGGUCUUACUCGUUCCCGAUGAUCUAGAAGCAGGUGUCGCAAGGACCGAAGGCAACUUGGACGAAAUGAGGGAUUUGUUCGAGGGAUGGGACCCGGUGUUGAUUCAGCUACUCGGUUAUGUGGACAAGGUUGACAAGUGGAAGCUAAUGCACCGGGCGGAGAUGAGCUCCUGGAUCAACGCGCAGCAUAAUCUUGUGCUCAUCGGAGAUUCGUGUCACCCAAUGCUUCCUUAUCUCGCUCAAGGCGCAAACUCUUCUAUCGAAGACGGCGCCGUCCUUGGGCUUUUACUAGCUCCGGAGCACUUCAAUUCCAAAGAUGAACUACCAAGUACACUGCAGUUGUUCCAACAGCUACGCAAGGCACGCGGCGAACUUAUUGUGAAGGAAACAUUCAAGCAGCGAGAAGAUUUUCAUCUGCGCGACGGGCCACAGCAAGAGAAGCGGGAUGCGCUGAUGCUGGCGCAACUGGGAAAGCCCCUUCAAAGCGCAUUCCCUAGUCGAUGGACAUGUCCCGAGGUACAACCUUGGCUUUACGGUUACAACGCGAAAAUCGACGUAAAGACAGCGUUGCAGGCUGCAAGGCAGACUUAA
Alternaria arbusti is the source of this 1293-nucleotide messenger RNA. RefSeq lists its product as uncharacterized. Bases 1 to 1293 code for a protein of 430 amino acids. NCBI's taxonomy places the organism in Eukaryota, Fungi, Ascomycota, Dothideomycetes, Pleosporales, Pleosporaceae. Gene Ontology annotation, molecular function: monooxygenase activity; FAD binding. The transcript is spliced from 3 exons. The record is from RefSeq and is a predicted model, not a curated record. Gene Ontology annotation, biological process: secondary metabolite biosynthetic process.